AUGAAAAAUGAGAGGAGAACGAAAGUAAAGUGCCAAAAAAAUUUAUUUAUUUUUUUCUCUCCUAGUGUCCGGCAUAAUUUUUUUAUUUUAUUUUUUAUUUAUUCAUUUUUCUCCCUAUUGGUUUCAGGAGGAACGGAAGAAAAAAUUUUUUCGUUUUCCCUUGGCCAAUGAAGAAUUUAAAAAAUUAUUAAUAAGAAUAAGAGAGAUUGGGGCCUAAUUGUGACUCUUUAGUUGAGAUAGAGGGGAGAGGAUAGAGGGGAGUAGAUCAGUCAUCCGGAAAAAGUAACUCGAACAGACGGCAUCUCUUGAUUUGAAAUAAAAAAUGGCAUUUUUAUUUAAGGACAGAAAAUUAUAGUUGGGGGUAGUUUUUUUCUUCGCUUUUCUUUUCUUCAAUUUUUUCUUC
Molecule: messenger RNA, 403 nt
Organism: Meloidogyne enterolobii
Lineage: Eukaryota; Metazoa; Nematoda; Chromadorea; Rhabditida; Meloidogynidae
Source: the annotation of a GenBank genome assembly